UACUAUACUUUCUCUCCAACAUGGCGACACGCUGAGUAGAGUUUUUGCAAAACGUUGCUAGUUGCUAAAUCAUAUCAACUACAUGAGAGCUAUUUAGUGUCUCGGAAGUCAUUACCGUAUGACUAUUGUUAUUGUGUCACAUAUAGCAAAACUAUUUCUUGAGUGACAUCGAGAUGUAUCGUCGCGGAGCCGCAAAAAGGGACCCCAACAACAAACCUGUGAAGAAGGACGUGAGUGACAGCGAUAAAUACGCCGACCUCUUGGUUUUCGGUUAUGCCUGCAAACUGUUCCGAGACGACGAAAAGGCUCUUUACCACGAGCAUGGAAAACAUCUAAUCCCAUGGAUGGGGGACAAGAGCAUCAUGAUUGAUAGAUACGAUGGGCGGGGUCACUUACAUGACCUUUCAGAGUAUGACAGUGGGUCAUGGAAUACAUCUUACCAGCUGUCUGAGGAAGAGGCCAGGAUUGAGACGCUGUGCGAUGAAGAGCGGUACCUGGCUCUGCACACAGACCUGUUGGAAGAAGAGGCAAGACAAGAGGAAGAGUACAAACGUUUAAGCGAGGCUCUGGCUGACGAAGGAACUUAUACUGCAGUGGCCUUCAAAUACAGCGCUGACUACUAUGAUCCCUCACAGCCCACAGAGGAAGAGGACGCUAACAAGGAGCAUGAGGAGACAGAGUCUGAGGAAAGUGAAGAACCAUUUGUUGCCCCCCCAGGACUUGCUAUCCCACCAGAUGUGGAGCUGCCGGCAACCAUCAAGACUCAUAACAUAAUCGAGAGGACAGCCAGCUUUGUGUGUCAACAGGGGGCUCAGUUUGAGAUAGUGCUGAAAGCAAAGCAGGCAGGGAACUCCCAGUUUGACUUUCUCCGCUUUGACCACUAUCUGAACCCAUACUAUAAACACAUUCUGCGGGCCAUGAAGGAAGGUCGAUACAACCUUGUCUCUUCUAACAAGCAGGAGCAAUCACAGGAGUCAAAUUCAGAAGAUUCUGAUGAUGAUGGAGAUGGCAGCUACCUUCAUCCCAGUCUUUUUGCUCCUAAGAAAUGUUCUCGCCUAGAGGAGCUGACAAAACCUCUUAAGGUUAUGGACCCAGAUCAUCCCCUGGCAGCAAUUGUACUAAAAGCUCAAAAGGAAAGAAAUGGCACAGCAGCUGCAGUCACCGCUCCCGAGGAACCUGCACCCACUCCACCAGUCCAGUACUCUGCUGACCCUGUCUACUACGGGUAUUACAUGCUUCCAGAUGGCUCGUACUGCUUAGCUGCACCUCCACCAGGGGUAGAUGCCACUUCAUAUUACAACAAUAUGACUUCAGCUGCAGUUUCGGCCCCUGCUUCUUCUGAGGCUUUGUCCCAAAGUGAGACUACUUCAACACCUGCUGUGACUAUCACGGUGGCACCACAAGCUACUACUCCCUCACAGGUUUCCAACCCAGCUGCAACUGCUGGUGUUGCAACGAUGGUUCCAGAAAUAAGUAGCACCAAAGUUGAAACUCCAGUUUCCACACCAGUGGCCCCAGCCAUCAUUCCCCCACCACCCGACAUCCAGCCAGUCAUAGACAAGUUGGCUGAAUACGUUGCAAGGAAUGGUUUGAAGUUUGAAGCCAGCGUACGUGCCAAGAAAGAUCCCCGGUUUGAUUUUCUGCAGUCUUGGCAUCAAUUUAACGCCUAUUACGAGUUUAAGAAGAAUUACUUCAUGCAAAAGGAAGGAAGAACUCUACGAGAGAGUGCGACAACAAAUGAAGAUGAUAAGCUUCAAUCCGACGACUCAGCCAAUGAGGCCAAGCUUACAAAAGCCUCUUUUGCCCCCAUCUCCUUUGCCAUCAAGCCGAAGGAAAAUGACAUGCUGCCCUUAGAGAAGAACAGAGUGCGGUUGGAUGAUGAUUCAGAUGAGGACAAGUUGUUGGAAGUGGAGGGACUGGAUGCUGUGUUGGGUGGAGCUGUAAUAGAUGAAAAAGAGCCUCCUCCUGUCAUGACAUCGGAAGAGAAGAAACCCACUCUUACUUCAGAAGAACUGGAAGCAAAACAAGCUAAGCAGAAGCUGGAGGAUCGUCUCGCAGCUGCAGCUAGGGAGAAGCUGGCCCAGGCAUCUAAGGAGUCGAAGGAGAAACAGCUACAGGCGGAGAGGAAGAGGAAGGCAGCACUCUUUCUGCAGACGCUUCGUGGACCAAUCGCUGGAGAGCCUGAGGCCAAGAGAGCUGAGCUCGAGUCAUAUACACAGCAAGAGCUGCAGGAAGCCUACUCUGCUUUGUCUAGUUCUGGAUCUCAAGCGUACAUCGCGCCACCUGCGUAUCCUCAGGAUCACCGACCGUCCCUGGAGAACCAAGGAGUGAACCGUAAGAGGGAGGUCCAAACAGGCUCUUCAUCAUCAUUGUACUCUUCGUCCAAAGGCCCAGGGAGACACAGAAACCGAGAUCAGGAUAGAGCUCGGAACAGAGGACGAGAAAGAGAUCGUGAUAGAGACCGAGUAAGAGACAGGGAUCGGGAUCGGGACAAGGGGAGGGAUAAAGACAAAAAGAAGAAAAAGCACAGAAGGAGGUCAAGAUCGAAGUCAAAGAGCAAACACUCGCUUCCUAGUGCCUACAAAAGAGGUCACAGAUCACGAUCCCGUUCGCGUUCCCCUGGGAGGAGGGACAGGAGGGCACCCUCGCCUGAAAAGAGACAAGAGGAGAGAGAUCGUUAUCAUCCCAGCAGCCAGUCCAGCUUGCCCAGGGGCCAUUCAAGAUCCAGGUCCCCUUCGGAGCAGAAAAGAAACCUAUUAUCUUUGUCAGGGCAGAUGCAAACUGCAGGAUCUUCUUUCUCUCCAUAUUCCUCACCCAGAGUUUUGUCCCAGUCAGCGAGCCCUGCGUCCAGCCUCAGCCACUCAAGGGGUUGUUCUCAGGAGAGAGACAAGGCAGUGUCUUCUUCCAUAGUGUCCUCUGUGCAGUCCAAAAUAACUCAGGAUCUGAUGGCCAAAGUGCGAGCCAUGCUUGCUACGUCAAAGACCUUCCAGCCUCCCACUUCCUAAAAAGGGCAUGCCUUUAUUCUGUACCCACUGCAGCCUCCGUCGGUCAGAGGGCGCCCAUCUCCAAUUUCCUGGAGAUUCAUCUUGCUCUCAUCGGUGUUUAUGAACAAUGUCUUUAUCUAUGAUUUAUUAUUUCAUUUAUGUUUGAGCUCCAGGAGACACUGUUUAGCUACAGAAUGUCCUCUGCAGUGUCGUUAGGAUGAAAUAAGCUGGAACUGUAAGGGUCUGGUUUCACACCUGACUGGAGAAGGCGGCUCAUUUGCUGAGAGAUUAAGACACAGUUGAUACGUUUUGGUGCAGCGAGAAUCAGUUGUGGAAAUAAUCCAUGUGUUAUUUUGCAUUCUGUUUUAUGAUAAACCCGUAAAUGAUGUCAGUCAUUUCUGCAGCGUUAACGUGGAGCUGUGGCAAGUGUAAUUAUCUCCUUCUGUGAAGGUUUGUGUUUGAUAAUUUCAUUUCUCUCUCGCAUAUCUGCUUUUCUCUUCUGCUGCUGUUUCCUUCUCCAUCUCUCUUCAUUAUUUCACUCUCCAACUGAAGAAGUGGUUUUAAUUUUUUAUUAAUUCCCCCAGCUGUACUGUGUGGCCUUCUAUUUCUGUUCCUGGGCUGUACUGUAGUGAGUUUGAUGCAGGACAACUUUGUAAACUGAACAGUCAAUAAAGUUUCAGUUAUGACUCAA
Messenger RNA from Girardinichthys multiradiatus, 3675 nucleotides. It is a transcript of the gene sfswap, whose product is annotated as splicing factor SWAP. The coding region runs from base 174 to 3005 and encodes 943 amino acids. The record is from RefSeq and is a predicted model, not a curated record. Gene Ontology annotation, molecular function: RNA binding. NCBI's taxonomy places the organism in Eukaryota, Metazoa, Chordata, Actinopteri, Cyprinodontiformes, Goodeidae. The transcript has 19 exons. Gene Ontology annotation, biological process: RNA processing; mRNA 5'-splice site recognition.